CUUCUCAAGGGCAGGGAUUGUUUUGUUUUUGCCUUGUAUUGCCGACACCUAGCACAGAGUAUUGCUCAGAGAUGGUUUUUAAUAAAUCACAUUCUUUUACUAUUCAGAGCUACUGUACUUUUUUCAACAGCUAAAUAUGUUAGUGAGAGGCUAUUAGGAUAUAGAAAGGAAAUAGCAUGGCCUCUACUCUCUAGAAGGUUAUAGUCUUGAUUGAAAUUAUGCAAUAUGCACAUACAUAAAGAACUUUGGAUAAUUCUUUUUUAAAAAUACUUUCUGUCUUAGUAUCAGUUCUAAUUCUUAAGAAAAACGUGGGUUAGGCCAAGAAAUUGGGGUUAAGUGAUUUGCCCAGAGUCACACACAAAUAUUUAAGCCCACAUUUGAACCUAGUUCCUCCUGACUCCAGGUCUGGCAUUCUUUUUUACUGUGCUACCUAGCUGCCCCUCAGGUCUUGGUGAUUCUUAAAAAACAACAACAAUAAUAUAUGAAUAUAGAGUAAUAGUAAAAUUUAGUUUAAAUAGUGCCUUGUCUUGUUCAUGCUUCACAUGAUGCCCUCUCUCAUCAAUCCUCAGUGAAUUCCUGCUUGUCCAGCUCAUAUGUCAGUCAUCCCUUGAAAAUUCUUGGUUUUCCUUAUCCCCAUUACUUCCCCUCCCAAAUCAGUAAUUGGCAAUAGCUUUCUCUGUCUUUGACCUAUCACAAUAUUUUGCUUGCAUUUCUAGGAUCUGCUUUUAUAUAUUUUGUACAUGUAAUCUAAAUACACAUAUAUGUAAACAUACAUGUAUAUAUAUACACAGUCAUUUCUUUGUAUGAGACUGGAAGUUCUUUGAAAGCUUUGUAUCUUUCAAUCUGUUCUAAUGAAGGGGCAUUCUAAAUGACAGUAGUUGUAAUAUACAAUAUCUGGGAAGUAGAAGAGCAAGCUAUGUCUUAGCUAAACUUUUAUUACUUACCACAGUGCUCAACACACAGUAGGUACUUCAUAAAUAUUGGGAUUGCAUUGAUGUUUUUAAAACUUAACAUAGCAUAUGCAGUACUAGGCUUAAAAAAGAAUAGAACUCAGACCAGCACCCUCUUCCCCUAGUCAGUUUUUCUCUUUUAUAGGAUUAAUUGAUAAAGCCAAGAAGUUCUUUUUCUUUACAUAGCACAUAUAGGCACGAAGCCUCAAACUUAAGAACUUGUUAAUACAUUUGGUGGUAACAUCAGUUGGAGGAUAUUACAACACAACUAACAUACUUUCUCUGACCAAAGCAACCCAAAAUUGUAGAUGUGGAACCCAGGUUCCCUAGGCAUGGGCUCUAAAGUUUUUUAGUAGAAGGGGGAAGUUAAGGUAUUUUCAAGGACAUUAAUAGUGUUGGAGGGAAGAUCCCAGAAAUGGAGAAGUGAUCAGUUCAGUCUAUGUUGUAAUAAUGCUAACUUGUGCCACAGUGCAUUAAGCUCCACUUUUCAGGGAAAUUUUUCUACAGGAAAUAUAUUUCACUUUUCAUAACACCAAUCAGUAGAAAGGUCAGAUAUGCUUUAUAACCAUUUUUAGUUACUAAGGAGAUAAUCCUACUCUAUUGCCUGAUUUUGGUGAGGUUCUUCUGAGUUCUGGAAAGUCUAUGCCAGUGAAGUGUGAGCUCUGUUCUUCCAAGUUCCUCCAAGUUCUAAAGGCUAUGAAUAUUGUCCCAGAAAUAGACUAUGUAUACUAUCCAAAAAUGAGCCUCUUUCUAUUAAGAGAGACUCAUUCAUAUUAGAUGAUGAUUACUUUGGUCAAGCAACUGGUAAAACAUUUCAUAAAACAAAGGCACUCCUUAUAUACUUGUGUUGAGGAGUUAAAAGGAGUGUUUGUAAAUUGCAUACAAGAGGGAGAAAAAAUAAUGAUUAAAAGGGUGAAUUGUUUUUUAACUGAAGUUUUGAAUGAGAAUUGGAAGAUGAAUUUACCCCAUCAUAUGUUCAUAAAAUUAAAGCUUCCCCAUCACCAUUAAUAUUAUAGCUCUGACUUGAGAUGCACCCUAAACAUUUCAUCUCUGUCCUCCUUAUCUUUGGUGAUUUGUAGGAAAAACUCUGUAUUGGCAAAAAUACCAUUUUAUCCUUAAUUUAACCUAUGCCAAAGUGCUUCCUCCUUUGUGUUUCUUGGAUAUCCUCCUGUGAGUUUGCUAUUGUACCCACAUUAUACUAUGUAAUGAAUGUUCUAUUUAGAGUUGGAAUAUUUGAAUUUAAAUCCAAACCCUGUUCUGUUUUGUGAUCUUGAACAAAUCACUUAACUUUAUAUCUUUAAAGAUAUUGAAACUAGUCUUUUCAUCUCUAAAUCCCCUGUCUAAUGGGGAGGACAUUCAAAAUAGCAGCAGUGAAAGUAUACAAUAUUUGGGAAGUCUAAGAAUAUGCAAAUCAUUUUGAAGUUUGGGAGAGAUUUGCUUAGCUGCAGCAGAGAAUCUGAUUCAGGAAGGAGCUAUAAAUAAAGUUAGUGAGAUAAAAGGUAGAUUGUUAGAGGACCUUGAAGGUCAGGAAUUGUAGUUAUAUUUGUUAAGCUGAGCUCUAGAAAGCCUUUGAUAGCUUUUAGCUAAGGAGUGACAUGAUGAAAACUAUAUUUAGGAAAGAUGGUUUGAACAGCUGCUUAGAGUGAAUUGGAGAGGAGUAGCAGAGAGAUUUGCUAGGAACAAUUAUAGUAGCCCAGUUAUGAGGUAAUAAGAACUUGACUGGACAAGGGAAGUGACUCAAAAUUUAUAAAGGAGAGGGAAUGAGGAGCAGACUAUAAAGGAAGAAACAGAAGAAUUUGAUGAUGAACUAAAUAUGGAGAGAAAAGAAAAUACAGAAUUCCCAGAGUUUAAAGACCUAAGCUUUGGAGAGAAUGAUGGUGGUUGAUUAUGGAAAGGAAUAACUUAGGGGAAAUCAUAGCCCGUUAAUGAGUUUUGGAGCCAGCUUUGUCAGCUUUUUGAAUGCCAUGAUGACAUUUGAGGAAGAAAAAAUGCAGUUGGCAUGUGAUGACUUGAAAACGACAGAGAAAUUAUGUGAAAGUGAAGAGGCUGGGGUUAUUGAAACAAUCAAGAAUAAGAUCAAGAAGAAUGUUGAUGCCCGAAAAUCUGCACCUUCUAUGGUUGAUCGACUUCAGAGGCAAAUAAUUAUAGCAGACUGCCAGGUUUACUUGGCUGUACUUUCUUUUGUGAAACAAGAAUUGUCAGCAUAUAUAAAAGGUGGGUGGAUCCUCAGAAAAGCCUGGAAAAUCUACAACAAGUGUUACUUAGACAUUAACGCCCUACAGGAAGUCUAUCAGAAAAAGCUGGCUGAAGAACCUUCAGACGCUGCAAAUGAUAACCACGUUCCUGUGGAAGGGGUAUCAGAGGAAUCCCUGAAUAGACUGAAAGGGGCCGUUAGCUUUGGAUAUGGACUUUUUCAUCUUUGUAUAUCCAUGGUGCCCCCAAACCUCCUCAAAAUCAUCAACCUGCUGGGUUUUCCCGGAGACCGCCUGCAGGGCCUCUCGUCCUUGAUGUAUGCAAGUGAAAGUAAGGACAUGAAGGCUCCUUUAGCUACAUUAGCUCUACUGUGGUAUCACACUGUAGUUCGUCCUUUCUUUGCCUUGGAUGGCAGUGAUAACAAGGCAGGCUUGGAUGAAGCUAAGGAGAUUCUUCUGAAGAAAGAAGCGGCUUAUCCAAAUUCUUCCCUGUUCAUGUUCUUCAAGGGACGAAUACAGAGAUUAGAGUGUCAGAUCAACAGUGCCUUGACUUCUUUUCAUACAGCUCUGGAACUUGCAAUAGAUCAGCGAGAAAUUCAGCAUGUCUGUCUCUAUGAAAUUGGUUGGUGCAGUAUGAUAGAACUAAACUUUAAGGAUGCUUUCAAUUCCUUUGAAAGGCUCAAAAAUGAGUCCAGGUGGUCUCAGUGCUAUUACGCAUAUUUAACUGCAGUUUGUCAGGGAGCUACUGGUGAUGUGGAUGGGGCACAGGCUGUAUUCAGAGAAGUUCAGAGACUUUUCAAAAGGAAAAACAACCAGAUUGAGCAAUUCUCAGUCAAAAAGGCAGAGAGAUUUCGUAAGCAAAUCCCUACCAAAGAGCUCUGUGUGCUAGCAUCCAUUGAAGUGCUAUAUUUGUGGAAAGCCCUUCCAAACUGUUCUUUUCCCAACCUACAAAGAAUGAGUCAAGCUUGCCACGAGGUCGAUGAUUCAUCUGCUGUUGGAUUAAAAAAUUUGCUUCUUGGUGCCAUACAUAAAUGCUUGGGAAAUUCAGAAGAUGCCAUUCAGUUCUUUCAGAGAGCUGUCAAAGAUGAGUUAUGUCGUCAGAAUAACUUAUAUGUUCAACCGUACGCCUGUUAUGAGCUUGGCUGUCUCCUUUUAGAUAACCCAGAGACUGUGGCAAGAGGUAGAACUCUGCUUUUACAAGCAAAGGAGGAAUUCACUGGCUAUGACUUUGAAAACCGAUUACAUGUCCGCAUCCAUGCAGCCUUAGCCUCUUUGAGGGAAGUGGUACCUCAAUGACAGACAGAAGUCUUGAUUUCUUCCAUCCCAUCCCACACAGUUUUCUGCACUUUAAAAAAGACAUGCAGAGGAUACAGCUAUUGGGAAGAUCAGCUUUUCUUCUAAAAACCACCUGUGCCAGAGAUACAUUUUUGGAGUUGAGCUGACACAUUAAAAAACUUCUCUUCUGAACAAAAACUUGAAAAAAAUAGUCAGCUGGUGAGAGGGUUAAGUGACCUUGUUCAAACAAUUUAGAGGUGUUUUUUUUUUUUAAUUUCCCUUUUUGUUUGUUAAGCUAAAUAUAGUUGACCUAUAAUUGUUCAGGAAAAAUUAUUAUAAGCACACAUUUGACUUGAUCACAUUAACAAUUGUAUUAUAAAAAGUAAAAUUAAUAAUAUCACCACCACCAUUUGUAUUGCGCUUUGAAACAAUAAAAACACUUUCCAAUCUUUUUAACUUCAUCCUUAUGAUGUUCCUAUGAAUUACAUAAAACAGCAUCAUCCCAGUAUUACAGAUGACAAGACACAGGCACAAUAGAGGCUGAGUGGCUUGGUCCAUGUUGCCCAGUGAGUUAAUGAUGGAGCAGGGUCUCCUGGCAUGAUUACCAUAUGAACCCAAUAUUCUUUUGUUGAAAAAAAAAACCCUAAAUAUAGCUUAGACCUCCAUGUUUUUUCUUAGAAAAAAAGGCACAUGCUCUUUUAGCUCAGAUGAUGAUGUAAAAUAAUUAUUUCUCCAGAUUAUUUCUAUAUUUUUCAGAAUAGCAAGGACCAGAUUUUUUUUUUCUAAAGACAACCUAAGAAAAUGAGGGAAACAGAAAUUAAUUGUUGGGCCAAGACUACAACUAUUUAGAAAACUUAGUUUGAUAGCAUAUUCUAAAAAUUAGAUAUUUAAUAUUUUAAUUGGAGGAUUUUUUUUAACUUUUCCAUGGUAAAAAGUAAAGUUACUUAAAUCUCCUAGUUUUAGAAUCGUUCAACUGGGUUUCUUAUUACAGCUUUUUAUUUGACAUAGAUUUGGGGAGAGCAAGGAGGUUAAUUUACAACAUUCAAUUCAUUAAUUAUUUUCUGGGCUAAAUGUUACUAGGAUUCAACUAUUUUUCCCUCAUGACCCCAACCUCAGAUUAUUAAAUGUGAUAACAAGGUAUUUCAGUCAUUUUUAAGUCCCCUUAUUCCUAAUUUUCUAAUGUCAUCUACCUUAACCUCCAUGCACAGUACACUACCCUUGAAGUGGUGUCAUAACUAAAUUCCUCAGUCUGUCUUAAUCACUUCUGCCAUGACUAUGCAUUUGAUUUGAACAAAUCUGAAGUAAUUCCAAGUAUAAUUUUCAUGACUUAACAUGAUACAAAUUUUAAUUUGCUUCUCAAAGUUCACAACAGGAGAGAAUUUGACCAGAAUAUUGAUGAACUCUAAUCUCCUGGAAAUUAUUUUUGAGGAAAUAAAAAUAGUAAUUUCUUUGAAAAUACGAUUUUCUCAUCUAUUACUCACUUUUUAGUGGACUAAGCUACCAAAGUGUUUUUCCAAACUUACUUGAUUCAGGAAAUCCAUCUUCCUUUGGUUUAGGCACCAGGGAAAAAAGUUUGGACUGUCCCAUUUGUUAAAUGAUUAAAUUCAGAAAACAAAAUAGAUGGAAAUUAUUGGGAGUCUUCCAUAAAUAUGGCUGUGACCUCUUUUUAACAAUUUAAUGGGAUGCAUUUGAUUUUCCCUGGUUUUUCUGGAUUGAAGGGAAGAAUGAUGAAUCUUUAGAAUGUAUCAAUGCAACUUUUGUUCUCUUCUAAUCUUUAGCGUGUGUAGCUAUUCAAUCCAAUGACCAUCCAAUGAACAUUCAACAUUUCUCUAAUGUGUUUGAGGAUCAUUCUUACAAUUCUUGCUUUAGUGUUGAGCCAUACUUAAAUUGUCAUGUCAGGCAAAAAUAUUGGUAAACCUAUUAUUAAUUAUGUAAAGAUUAUUCAUAAGCCCUGUGAUUUAGAAGUAGUUCAAAACAAAACUAGAUUUUUUUUACUCUUUCAUUUGCUGCUUUUUUGCUUCUUUUAUUCAAGUAAAGUUCAUUUUAGAGUUCUUUUAAUAUUUUAGGUAUAGAUUUUUAAAUGGGCCAUUCUUCCCAGUCAGUCUAAUUUACUCUUAUAGUACCUUUUUGUUAACAUUAUGGGAGAGAUAUGAAAGACACUAAUUACUAAAGCACAGUGUAAGUAUGUUGUUCAUUUAGAGUAAAUGAAAGCUGUAUAUUUUUUCAAGAAGUUGAAUAAGUGCUUUGAAUUGAUAUGAUUUAGAAACAAGACUUUCUUGCGUAUGUGCUUUGAUUUGCCUAGUGUGUUUACUCUGUGAUCUGUGCUAUAAUUCAUUUCUAUGUAAAUUUGCUUCCCUUUCCUCCUACUAAUUCAGAAAAGAAUCACUUAAGUGGAAAAGGCUCUAUAUGUGUAUUAUUUCAUGGUUUUGUUGGUUUUUUCUCUUUCUACCACUUCUCUUCUUACUUUGGGAGAUUCGAGCAGAUCCAAUUUAUAAAUAUCAAGUAUACUUUUGUAUUAGAUUAUGCCUGUGAUGAGAUCAAUAUCAAAUGUAUAUAAUGUCAUCUACAUAAGUUUUUAUAAUUUGGAAAACUCGGAGGCAUGAUCUAAUAACAAUAAUAGAAUAUGCAUCUUGUUAACCAAUAUUCUUAAGAUUUUAUCUUUAAUAAAAGAUUAGGCAUCUUUAUUUUUAGCUCACUCUGGCUGUCUCCAACUGAGUUUUAAAAAAAGAAUUUUUAGAUGUUACUGAAAAUUAGAAUAUUUAUUGUGGUGUACUGUAAAAGUAAAUCAUUUAUAGAACUUGCACUUUUAUAUUUCUGCCAAGUAAAAUGAAAAGAAAACAUAUAACUGGUGGGGUUUUUUUCAAACUUUACUGUAAAAACCAAAGCCUUUUUAGAUUGCUUCCUAAGGCAGUCUUGAUGAUAAAUAAUGUUAAAUGACUUUCUUUGUGAUUAAGAAGUCAUUUGUAUAGGAUUACCUGUAUUGUGUUCAGUCAUCAUUAUGUGAAUGAGUUUGUGUGUGUCAGUUGAAGGAACUGAAGCCUGAAAGAUAGAAAGUGAAAAAGGACAUGACUGUAACAUUCGAGGAUUUGAGGAGUUAGGAGGGGAUACACUUGUUCCACUUGUCUCCAGAAAAUGAAAACUGAAGCAAUGGUAGAAGCUGCUAUCUAAAGGUAGAAUAUCUUGCCUUGAAGAGUGGCUUCCAAGGAAGCAGAAACUGGAUGAUUUCCUGUCAGAUAUGUUAUAAUGGAGAUUCCUUGGAUAUAUGAACUGGACUAGGUAUAUUCUGAGUGAGGCCCGUACAAUUCUCAAAUUCUGUGAUUUUGUGAAAAGAAUGGUAAAGUCAUAGAAGUUCUUCCAGGCAUAGUGUGCAGAAGAGAGCAAGGCAUUCUACCUCAUGGCCUUUAUUUUGUUCAUCUGUAAAAUAAGAGAUUUGGACUUUGAUCCUUAAGGUCCCUUUUAACUAACCCUUUUAAUUUCUAUGAACCAUGAAUUCAUCAUCUUGUCAGAUGAGUAAUGAUGAUUGGCAACUCCUUGAUGAGGUACACCAAGGUGGAUAUUUAUUUAACAGAGAGGGCUGCUUUCUCCCUGGAGCAUAUCAGGUGGGCAAAAAUUGUACUUCCAGAGAAAGUUUUGAAGCAUUGCUAAAAGUUUGGAAGAAAGUAGGCAUAGACUGAUAUCUCAUACGAUAUACCAAGAUAAAGUCAAAAUGGAUAAACAAUUUAGAUAUAAAGGGUGGUAUCAUAAAUAAAAAUGAAAAAAAUGUGUCUGGCAGAUUUAUGGAAAAUGGAAGAGUUUAUGACCAAACAAGUUGGAAAGGGUCACAGGAGGUAAAAUACAUAAUUUUGAUUAUGUGAAAUUCAAAAGUUUUUGCACAAACAAUACAAAUGCAACCAAAACUAGAAAGAAAA
Monodelphis domestica (gray short-tailed opossum) is the source of this 8325-nucleotide messenger RNA. RefSeq names its product tetratricopeptide repeat domain 39C (gene TTC39C). The record is from RefSeq and is a predicted model, not a curated record. Gene Ontology annotation, biological process: cilium assembly; otolith morphogenesis. NCBI's taxonomy places the organism in Eukaryota, Metazoa, Chordata, Mammalia, Didelphimorphia, Didelphidae. Gene Ontology annotation, molecular function: protein binding.